Molecule: messenger RNA, 2808 nt
Organism: Prunus persica (peach)
Lineage: Eukaryota; Viridiplantae; Streptophyta; Magnoliopsida; Rosales; Rosaceae
Product: NAC domain-containing protein 60
Exons: 4
Coding region: 188-1159 (323 amino acids)
Biological process (GO): regulation of DNA-templated transcription
Molecular function (GO): DNA binding
Source: RefSeq, a predicted model, not a curated record
AAAAGAACACCAGUAGUCAAAACCCUCCACAGUGCUUGCUUUGAGUGAGUGGGUCUUGUUUUCUUUCUAUUUUUUCUUUUUCUUUUUUUUGGUCAAUUGGGUCUUUGUUUAGUGUUCAUAAAUACAGCUUUACUCUGGUGCUGCUUGCUCACAGAGCCAAAAACAUUGAUUGAUAGGAGGAGGAGAGAUGGGCAGCGGCGGCGGCACAACAGAUGAAAGGGUUUCAGUGCCGAUGGGCCUAUUACCCGGAAUUAAAUUCUCUCCCACCGACAAGGAACUGCUUUCCUUUUACUUGAAGAAGAAAAUAGCAGGCGAGGACUCAGAAUUCAGCAACAUCAUGCCUGAAAUCAAUUUGAGAGAGCACGAGCCUCGUGAUCUGCCAACUGAGUUCUUCUUCAGCGAACCUGAUUACAUGUCCCCCAACGGCGAUAGUUGCUACAGGACCACGAAUCGGGGCUUUUAUAAAAGCACAGGCAAGCCUCGUGGGAUCGAGGAUGAACUAUCCAAAGCUGUGAUUGGCGAGAAGAGAUAUAUGCCUUUCUACGAAGGUCGUGCGCCCGAACACAAGCUGACCGAGUACGUCCUGCAUCAGUUUUCUCUCACCAAAACUGAACUCGCCAAACUGGCUCCUAAUCGGGAGUUUGUUCUAAACCACCUAACAAUUAAGAAGGGUUCAACUAAGGCGCGUAACCCUAAACCCAAUUAUAAGAAGCGGAAGUAUGAUUCAAACUGCGAUAAAUUAGCUGAACGUGGUAUUCCUGGCUACAUCGCCUCCAAUUAUAAAGAUGAUCAAGCUGCUGCUGCUGCUAAUAUGAUUCCAGAGCCUGAAGAGCAUCUCGCAGUCGAAGAUGUUCUGCUUGGCAGUGAGAAUCGAAAUGAAUGUGCCGAGUCAGAGUCUGCAAAUGGUUCUCGUCUUAUAAACAAUAAUGAUAGUUCAACCCUUGCUGUUGGUUCACCUGGCGGCUGCUUCCCAUCUGGUUAUGGUAAUGUAGCUGCGAAUGAUCCUUUUCGUGAGGUUUCCUUUCAGCCAGAAGGAAAUCUGAUAUCACCCUUUCAUCCAUCUAGCCUACGGGAUAUUCCUCUGAGGUCACCAGUGCACACAGGACUACUGGAAGAUGUUGUGUGUGUCAAUAACUCUAUCCUUAUUGGCAUGCAAUGAUGAGUCGCAAUCUUUAGAUAAUCUGGAGUUUACGAUUCUUUUUCCCCCAAAGUUCUUGAAUAAUUUCAUUGGUGACCAAGAUUAUUAUCCUGUGUAGAAACAACAUGCACUAUAUUUACAGUGACUCUGAUCUACUAGAGCCAUUGGGAGGAGUGUAUGAUAGCUAUAGUGGAGUGAGAGGUGAGAAGAACACUGAAUUACUCCAUGGAUGGGUAGUAGUUUUUUUCUGCAUUAGUACUGCAACAUAGAUAGUGAACCGCAACAUUUUAGUUAUAGGAGAACAUCAAUAGAGGCCUUGUAAACCACAAGAGGUCUUGGAAGGGUAGAACAUCACCCUUAUCUACUGGAGGAUUUGGAAACUUGUUGAUAGUUGUAGAACUUUAUGUCGGACAGGACAAACGACACAGGUUAAGUCUGUUCUUGUUCUUUCGGCCAUUGCUCAGCAUUCCCAAGUAUUGGAAACUUCAAACUUGUUAAGUGAACAUGAGAACCACCGGCAAGUGCUAAUGUUUGAGAUGCCAUCUGGAACUCUACUCUUCUCUGACGAGUCUGAACCAAAAACAAAAAUGUAUUUUCUUAGUAGUAGUACUGUGGAGACGGCGUCUCUCCCAAUUGUCUUCAAAUAGUAUACUCUCUUAAUCAUAGGACACACAUACCUCAAUAUCAACCAGCAUCCAUUCAUGUCUUCACACACGGGAGGUGCUCCGAGAAGAAUCCGACUGCAAAGCUGUAUCACAGGACAAGGUUAUGGAUGCUGCAGAGUAUUGUUUUGCUCUUCAUCUGCAAACCAAGUCCUGGAAGCAUACGGUUUGAAGCAGGCAACAAUAGGGUUCUUUCAUGUUCUUGGAAGCAUCUCCUUGAAACCAUUAAUCAAGUCCCCGAUAUUUUGGUAACAAGUUCUAGCUCUAGCCUUGAUACCCAGGCUUCCGUUCUAGCUCUAGCCUUGAUAAACCGAAACCAUUAAUCAAGUCCCCGAUAUUUUGGUAACAAGUUCUAGCUCUAGCCUUGAUACCCAGGCUUCCGUUCUAGCUCUAGCCUUAAUACUCAGGCUUCCGUACUAGCUCUAGCCUUGAUACCCAGGCUUCCGUUCUAGCUCUAGCCUUGAUACCCAGGCUUCCGUUCUAGCUCUAGCCUUAAUACUCAGGCUUUCAUUCUAGCUCUAGCCUUAAUACUCAGGCAUUUGUUCUAGCUCUAGCUUUAAUUCUCAGGCUUUUGUUCCCAAGUUUCUAGCUCCACCCUUGUACUCGGGCUUUCGUUCCGUCUAUUAUUCUUGAAGUGACAUCAUACAUGAUCUGCUGCUACAUGGCUGCUGGAGUCUCAAUAUACAAUACAAUAACCAGACGCUAAUCUGACGUCGUGGUUAAUCGUAUGGAAGUUUUGAGGUUCCAUCCUUAAUGGAGUAGUAGUUACAAUCAGUGUAAAACUGUAUGAUUAUGAUAGGCUUAAAACCUAUCUAUCACCUUCAGGUUGAAACACCCAAAUCCUACAAUCAAAAAUUGUAUUCUUGUAAAGUUUGUUUUUGUAAUUGGCCUGUAUCAACUGCUGCGGUCCCUUUGUGUACUGUAUCAUCAGUGUUAAUAUUGUGUAUUUAGAACCUUUCAGUGUUGAAUGUAAUUUUGUGUAUUAUAUUUCUCUUUUUCAUGUUUCAA